AUGAGAUGUCUGACACCUGACGAAAAAGUUUAUAAUUUUGAGAAUGUGACUGCAACGGCAAACAGCAUCAUUGUAAAUUUACCGGAGCCGGUUGUAAAGAGUGGAUGCAAAAAAUAUAAUUUACCAACUACUAUAUAUACUAUCUUUGUAAGCUAUUGUUUAGACAAUAACCUCAACAAGUCUGAAGAAUUCAAUGUGCUGACAGAUGAGCGAUAUUACAAGAUUCAGAAUUUAACACCAUUUACAGAGUACAAGUUGAAGUUUACUAUAAGCAAUUUUUACUUUGAUCAAUUAUCAAUAAAUCCAUUCAAUUCGAACGUGAUAUCAAUAAAAACUAAUUUGGGCAAGCUUAAUGUACCAGAAAACAUAAGUGUUUUAGCUUUGACGCCUACUAUAGCAGUAGUUUAUUGGAUGCCACCCAAGAAAUUGAACUGCGUGGUUGUGACUUACGAAGUGCAUUGGAAGUCAGUGAACGACACGCAACAGCAGAAACAAUUUAUCAAUGUGCCGAAACGUGUGGCAGAUGGCAGAUUUUUCACAAAGAUUAACUUGUCGCUACCAGUACAAGAUGACUUGAUAUACGUGCGUAUGUAUCCAAGUAAAUUCAGCGAUUUCUACAACGAGAGCAAGAUAGAUCACAUAUACUCAGAACCAAAUAAUAUUACUUUGAGCGGGGUCAACAUAAAUAGCAUAAACAUUUCAUGGAUCUCAAACAUCAAUCUUACGGUCCUUCUUACACUAAAGUACAAAGAGGUUGCAACAGAAAACAACGAAUGGCAAACAACGAAAACAACGAAUGAUACUAGAACGAAUUAUAACGAAGAAGCAACUUACCAUAUCGAAAAUUUACAGUCAGAAACUGAAUACAAAUUUCGCUUGAUAUUGAGAUAUCCCGAAUAUGACGAAACUUUUACAUGGCCGACUGAUGAAAGAUUUAUUUUUUCAACACGUGGUAGCAAACGUGCAAUAUAUCGUCAACGCAAAAGUAAUAAUGAUUUGAUUACAAUGACCGAUAUAGAAUUGGAGAUUCCACAUGAAAUAUGUUGCGAAUACACUCAAUUGAAUACGAUUUACAGUCCUAUGAUACAUUAUAAUCCGGAUGAAUGUGCAAUAACUAAAAUUGCACGUAAACAGAUUAUAUUUGGAAAAAUUAUUGGUAGCGGCACAUUCGGAAUGGUGUAUCAAGGAAAUGUGAAAAACUUAGAAAGUUCGGGCACAGAGAUAUCCGUUGCAAUAAAAACGCUUCGGAAAGAUCCUCCUUUCCAUGAGAAAAAGAAAUUGUUAAAGGAAGCCGAGCUUAUGAAUCGUUUUCGACACAAACAUAUAUUAAGAUUGUUGGGCGUUUGUUUAAAUGGGAUUUCUCCGUUUCUAGUGUUGGAAUUAAUGAAAACUGGUGAUCUGUCAAGAUAUUUGAGAGAUUGUCGAAAUUUGGAAGCGUCAGAUUCGCACGCUCUGCGUUUGCAAGAUUUGUUCGCCAUGUGCGAAGAUGUUACGCGAGGUUGUUGCUACUUGGAAGAAUUGCGUUUCGUACAUAGAGAUCUAGCGUGUCGCAAUUGUUUAGUAUCUUCGAGAAAUCGCGAUAAUCGUAUUAUCAAAAUUGGAGAUUUUGGAUUAGCUAGAAAUAUCUACAAUGAUGAUUAUUAUCGCAUGAGAGGAGAAGAUUUGCUUCCUAUUCGCUGGAUGGCACCCGAAUCUUUGAUGAUCGGAAUAUUUACUUCUCGAAGAGAUGUUUGGUCAUUUGGUGUUUUAAUGUGGGAAAUUACAUCGUUGGGUGAACAACCUUAUGUUGCCAAGACUUAUGCGGAAGUGAUAAAUUAUGUACUUGCUGGGAACAGGUUGCCGAUGCCUCUUAACUGUCCGUCCGCAUUGUACCAGUUGAUGCUACGUUGCUGGAGUGCAGCGGAUGCUAGACCAAAUUUCGAAUUUUUUCUGAAAAAUAUUAUAGCAUUAAGAAAGAACAUAGAAGAUACCUUACUGAGUCCAGUCGAUAUUCUUUAUCCGAUAUAA
Messenger RNA from Camponotus floridanus (Florida carpenter ant), 2007 nucleotides. RefSeq names its product proto-oncogene tyrosine-protein kinase ROS-like. Gene Ontology annotation, cellular component: signaling receptor complex; membrane. NCBI's taxonomy places the organism in Eukaryota, Metazoa, Arthropoda, Insecta, Hymenoptera, Formicidae. The record is from RefSeq and is a predicted model, not a curated record. The transcript is spliced from 4 exons. Gene Ontology annotation, molecular function: ATP binding; transmembrane receptor protein tyrosine kinase activity; protein binding. The coding region runs from base 1 to 2007 and encodes 668 amino acids. Gene Ontology annotation, biological process: positive regulation of kinase activity; cell surface receptor protein tyrosine kinase signaling pathway; protein phosphorylation.